AUGUCGACAUUUUUGUGGCUGAUAACUGUUUUGUUGGCGGUUGGUGUAUAUCGUGUGUUGCAGAUAGGCAAACGUGACCCACGCAUGCCCAAAGGACCACCAACAAUACCCAUCCUUGGGAAUGCACACUUAGUACCACCUGAGGGGCUUUUCAAGCAAUUCAGAUCAUGGGCGAAGGAGUACGGACCUGUCUUCUCGCUCAAGUUCGGACCAUCGAACAUGAUCGUCCUAUGUGAUCGUAAAGCCAUUCAUGCGCUUCUUGAUAAAAAAAGCAACAUUUACUCUGACCGGCCGCAUACAUAUGUAGGCCAGCUACUGACCAAAGGAGACAUGAUCGCUCUUGAGCAGAUGGACGACCACUGGCGACUGAAGCGCAAGGUGGUAGCUCACAACUUUUCACCGAAACAGCUGGACGAGAAGCACUUUAAAGUCCAAGAGGCUGAAGCAACGAUGCUGAUGGCUGACCUUCUUAAUGAUCCCAAAGGCUUCUACAAUCACAUUCGCCGAUAUACAGCAUCAGUCGCUUCGGUUCUCAUCUUCGGCUCUCGAGGAGCAACAUUUGACUCCUUUUGGGCUCAUGGUGUAUACGACGUCAUGUCAAAGUGGACUGAGGCAAUGGAGCCUGGUGCAAAUCCGCCGGUGGAUGAAUACCCCCUCCUGCAAUGGGUACCACUGUGGUUGGCACCAUGGAAGCGGCGAGCAAUCCUUGCUGGGCAAACUAUGGACAAGGUCUGGGGAGAAGCAGUCAACAGAGUCCAAAAAAGACGCACGCACGGCUUGCGCAGAGACUGUAUCACUGAUACUCUACUUGAUGAGUGGAAAGAUGGUAUGCCUAUAAGCCAGCACUCUUUCAACAAUCUUGUCGGUGAACUUGUCGAAGGCGCUGCAGACACCACAGCAGCUCAACUUCUUACACUUGUCAUGGCAUUUGCCAAAAACCCACGUGUGCAAAAGCGUGCUCAAGAAGAGAUCGACAAGGUUUGUGGAACCGAAAGAUUCCCUCUGUGGUCGGAUUUCAAGGAUAUACCCUAUAUCAACGCGAUCGUUAAGGAGGGCAUGCGAUGGAGGCCUGUCGCUGUGACGGGCUCACCACAUCGAGUGCGCGAAGAUGAUUACUACCAAGGGAUGCUGAUUCCUAAAGACUCGACCAUCAUCGUUCCUGUUUGGGCGUUACACCAUGGCGAUGAAUUUGACGACGAGAAUGAAUUUAGACCCGAGAGAUAUGUGGGACACAGCAAACUAGCCAAUGACUAUGCUGGCAGUCCUGAUUGGGCGAAUCGUGAUCAUUAUGGUUAUGGCGCAGGAAGGAGAAUAUGCCCAGGCAUGCACUUUGCUGAGAGAAAUAUGUGGCGCGUCACAGCAAAAUUGCUCUGGGCUUUCGAAUUCGCGGAACCUCUCGACCCUAAAACGGGAAAGGUUAUCAGCCUGGACCCAGAUGCAUAUAAUCGUGGUAUCCUACAGGCUCCCCUACCAUACAACGUCCAAGUGACUCCACGGAGCCCUCAACAUGUACAGACUAUAAAGCGAGAGAUUGCUGCGGCUAAAGAGUUUUUGAAACCAUGGGAAGAGCUCAAAGAUUGAUGGCCAUGCAUGGUAAAGGGAC
Exophiala viscosa is the source of this 1603-nucleotide messenger RNA. Its product is annotated as putative cytochrome P450 oxidoreductase. The record is from RefSeq and is a predicted model, not a curated record. Bases 1 to 1581 code for a protein of 526 amino acids. Lineage: Eukaryota; Fungi; Ascomycota; Eurotiomycetes; Chaetothyriales; Herpotrichiellaceae. The transcript is spliced from 5 exons. Gene Ontology annotation, molecular function: oxidoreductase activity, acting on paired donors, with incorporation or reduction of molecular oxygen; monooxygenase activity; heme binding.